ACGUGAGGAAGCACAUCGACGGCUACCGGGAGACUGUGUUCGUAAAACUUCGCGACUUUUUAAAUAUCGAUAUAUAGACUUUCGUUUGUCUUGUGAUUCUGAUUUUAGUUUUUAACUUGAUUCGGUUAUGAAAUCGUUCCCUUGGCUCGGGGUACUGACAUGGGUCAGCCUCGCUUCAGCUAAUAACAUAAUCGGUAGUAGAGAAGCGUGCUCAAAUGAAGGCGAACUCGUCAACGUCGAAUCGAUUAAGGAUAUAAGAUGUUUCACGUGUAUGUGUAAGAAUGGAUUUGUGGAGUGCCAGAAAGAACAGUGCCCUAGCCAGGAGGGGUGUCACAUGCUCCUCGAGAUCCCGAAGAACGGAUGUUGCGGCAAGUGCAAAGGGUGCAUCUACAAAGGAGUGGAGUACGACAGCGGAGUCGAAUGGAGGGAUCCGGACAACCCUUGCAAGGUCUUCACCUGCCGUGGAGGUGUAGUAACUGACACGAUAGAACAGUGCUUCACCCCUUGCAACGACCCUUUUCCUCCUCUACCUGGGCAGUGCUGUCCGACAUGCAGUGGUUGCCGUGUGAACGGGCAGACCGUCGUACCAGGGAGGACGGUGAGAAGCAUGGAAGACCCCUGUCUCAAGUGCCACUGCUCCAACGGAAAGGUGUCCUGCGCCAAGAAAGCUUGCCCGGUCGUCCACUGCUCCCCCAGCUCCGUCCUGCCACCUGGACCAGGAGAAUGUUGUCCUUCCUGCCAAGGCUCUAGGAAGCUUAUGUUGCCACCCCAAGGAAAAUGCAUACUCGGAACUGGACUUCACGAAGCCGGACGGAGUUUCAUGCCUGACCACUGCACCAUUUGCGAAUGUGUAAAUGGUACGAGUGUUUGCUCUAGGCCUUCUUGUCCAGUGCUCGAUUGUCCAUUGGAGAAGCAAGAGCUGAAGCCGAACUCUUGUUGCCCUCACUGCUCGCCCAAAUCCGAGCUCUCGAAUACUUGCAAAGUUGGCGAUUUGACUUAUGAAGAUGGAGAAACAUGGCAGGUAGAUCUUUGCAAGUCGUGCGUAUGCAAAGAAGGUAGUGUCAGAUGUGCCGCAGAAAUGUGCCCUCAGCAAAACAAGGCUUGCCCUCCAAACCAAAACCUCGUUCACCUGGAAGGCCAAUGCUGUCCAAAAUGUGUUGAAAGUGAUGGAGUAUGCACUGUUUUUGGUGAUCCUCAUUAUAAAACUUUCGAUGGAAAAUUCUAUAGUUUUCAAGGAUCGUGCAAAUACCUUUUAGCAGCUGAUCGGGUUAACAAUACUUUCUCAAUCCGUGUCACUAAUGAUGCAAGGAAUACAAAAACCUCUUCAUGGACCAAGACUGUUUCCAUAAAAGUUGAUGGGAUUAAAAUAAAUUUAGGAGAAAAAAGAAGAGUGAAGAUCAAUGGGAAAAGAGUUUUUAUUUCAAAGUAUGGAACGACUAGAAAUGGCAUUCACCUUUCUGAGGCUGACGACAGUGUUCUAGUAGAAACACAACAAACGGGACUGAAAGUACUCUGGGACGGCAAUUCUUUCCUCGAGGUGUCAGUGCCUGCAAAGUAUAAAGGAAAACUCGAAGGACUAUGCGGUAACUUCAACAGCAAGCCCGGUGACGAUAUGACAUCGAGAUGGGGAGAACCGAUCGUCGACCCUGAUAAAUUCGGCAACUCUUGGAGAGUCGGAGGACGAAGGGCCUGUUCACGAGGAACCACACUAGUACCAAAGCAGCAAGGCUGUUUUUCCAAAACGGGCUACCAAAGGCGACAGAAGGAAAGGCUUUGUAAAAUUUUAAGGAGUCGGGUCUUUGCCCCUUGCCAUAAAUACCUCAACUAUGUUAUGUACUACAAAUCCUGUUUAGUAGAUAUGUGCGAGUGCCCUAGCAACAUGUGCUACUGUGAAUCUUUUACCGCUUAUGCACAUGAAUGUGCGAGGCUGGGAGCAACCCUCCAUGAUUGGAAGAAAGAGACUAGUUGUCAAGCAAGGCACUGACAAACGGUCACCAGGUCUAAACCAACCAAAAAACCCAUUCGCCCCAUUGGGGAAGGAAACCUAGUCAGCCCAAUCACUAGUACCAAUGUCGGUAUUACCAGUUCGUCCAUUUCAUGGGGAAAUCGGCAAAGUUUCUUCAAGAUGAAGGCUACAUGCUGGCUCUUGUUUCAGAUGUACCAGCGCUCGAGUUCAAAUAGUGAUGGGCCAUUUUAUUUGCUUCUAUUUUAUUCUCUUUUAAAUUAUGAAGGCUACAUCAGUGUAGGCCUGGCUUGGAGCAGUUAAUCAAAGAGAAACUAAGCUCCCAGAAAGUGCUUCACAGCAAAAAAAUAUAUUUAAAAAAAAAUAGUGUCCGUUUGUAAAUAUAAAGAUGCUUUUGCGGUUGCUGUAUUUUAAGUGGACACAUACAAUUUUUAUAAAAGUGUAAACUCUAUUUUUAUAAUCAUGAUAUAGGUACACACGAAUUAUGUUAGUGUUAAAUGAAAAUCUGAAAUAAUAUAAAACAAAAUU
Messenger RNA from Cimex lectularius (bed bug), 2491 nucleotides. RefSeq names its product BMP-binding endothelial regulator protein (gene cv-2). NCBI's taxonomy places the organism in Eukaryota, Metazoa, Arthropoda, Insecta, Hemiptera, Cimicidae. The transcript is spliced from 10 exons. The record is from RefSeq and is a predicted model, not a curated record. Gene Ontology annotation, molecular function: protein binding. The coding region runs from base 128 to 1984 and encodes 618 amino acids.